Molecule: messenger RNA, 563 nt
Organism: Meloidogyne enterolobii
Lineage: Eukaryota; Metazoa; Nematoda; Chromadorea; Rhabditida; Meloidogynidae
Source: the annotation of a GenBank genome assembly
GUGCAACCUUGUCCGAAGAGCAAAUGCGUUCUCAAAUUGAAGCAAUUGUUCAAGAUUUAAUUAAAAAACCAUCUACUUCUUCAAAUCCUUUAUUUAAUUCUGUUGUUUCUAAUAAUUCUAAUCUGCUAACGACACAACAAAAUAUGAUCCAACCACACAUUUAUCAACAAAUUCCAAAUUAUCAAAAUCAAUCAACAUCACAGCAAAUAUAUCAAGCUCAAUUUAAUGCACCACAACCUUCAAUACCAAUACAACAACAUAAUAUUAGACAAGAUUUAAGAAGAAACGCCGGAGGCGUAAUAAGGAAUCGCCGUCGCUGCUUCAAUUGUUUAAAUAUUGGCCAUUUAGCCAAAAAUUGCUCUCAACAAGUAAAUACUGCAGCAAUUCCACCAUCACCACAUACUAACCGAAAUUCAACAAAUCGAAAUGCUAAUUCCCUUCAAGGCACAGCAAUAGAACUACGUAAUUUGGGCAAUCGUAGUAACAACGAAUUAGUAGCCCAACUACUUUGGGCUCUUGCACGACUUCUUGUUAACCAUAGUGAUGGGUCUACUUUUUCUUGA